UUUAAUUUAUAUCUGAAACUAUUAUUUUUGUAUUUUAAUUAUCUCCUUUCAAAAAUUAUAAUUCCUAGCUCUUAGAAUUAAUUUGUGACACUCUGUAUGAUUAUAAUAAAAUAAAUAGUUCACAAACAAUAUACAACUGAAAGUCGUGUGCUAUUCAUGUCAAAUGUGUGUCGAUUACGUUAGUAAAUAAAUGAUUAGCAUUAUAUUAUCAUUUAACUACAAAAUCGUAAAAUAUGAACAAUUUUGAAGGCGCGACAAAACCAUUAUUAACUAUUCCGCCGGAUUUUAUACCUUAUAUAGAAAAACACAGAUUAUAUGAAUUUUUUUAUGAAUUAGUGACACAAUUAUUAAUCCAGCAGCCAGAAGAUCCAAUAGUAUUUAUAAAACAAUGCAUUCAGCACAUCGUACGAAAGCGAGAUAUUCCCAGAGUUAUCCUUAUUGCUCCUCCAAGCUUUGAUAAAAUGACUCUCGCAAAAAUUCUUCAUGAGGAAACUGGUAUUCGUCCUGUCACUUUAGAAGAUCUUUAUGAUUCAUCAUUGACUGAAAAUAUGUGCCGUUGCUAUGAUGCUAAUGAGAUCGCAGAGAGAAUGAAAAGAAUAUUAAUGUCGGGAGUACUUCAUGAAUCUGGAUGGAUAUUAGUUGAUAUACCCAGGAAUAAAAAGGAAGCAUGCGCAAUGCAACGGGUCGGUGUGAUACCAACACAUGUGAUACAGAUUAUAUCGAAUACAAAAGACGAGAAUCAAGAAAAAAAAGAUACAAGACAAUGCAAUUAUAUCAAAACUCUUCGAGGUCUACGUGAAGCUUACGCUAAUUUUCUAAUUGAAGUUGAAGUUGAUACUAAAACAAUUCGGGAGCUGGGUAAAGAUUGCGUUACAUUGAUGAAAAUUAGGAAACAUUGUGGAACUCCAUCGCUCUUUCGCAUUGCGUUCAUAGGUCCUCGAGGAUCAAGUUGUAAUAAUUUGGCAAAAUAUAUAUCUGAGAGAUUUAAUCUCGUUCAAGUUAACUUUAAUGGUAUUUUGGAAGAAGCGUGUUUACGAGAGAUGGCUUUAGGUGAAAUGCUGCAGUUAUGCAAGCAUAAAUGCAAACAGAAGACAAAGUCAGAAACGCGAAUACAAAUUAUCGAGCGAUACGUACUUGGAUCUGACUGUCUUAAGAGAGGAUGGAUUUUGACGGGUUAUCCUAAAACCGUGGAGGAGUUCAAGCUCCUAGAUAUGAUAUCUACGCCACCCAACAGAGUAAUUGUUCUCAAAGUAGACGUACAAACAUGCAGAGAGAAACUUUUAAAUCUUCGAUGCAACAGUAUUGUAAGAAGCGAACAUGAUCUUGCAUCGUGCGAUUUUUCUACGACGGAUCCAGAUUGUAAAUUAGAUGUUUAUUCCAAUGAUUACAAAAACACCAUCGAACGAGAUCUUCGGGAAUACGAAGAGAAUAUAGAUGCCAUAAUGCAAUACGCGGGGGAAACUGCGUGCAUAAUAGAUGCGGCGGAUGAAGAAAAGUAUGUGAGAGAAAGACUAGAGGCCUAUUUGAUGCGACCAGCACCAUGUGCGAAACCUAGAGUUCCCCAGCCACCUUCUACGAUUAAUCCAAUGGAUAUAGAAUUUGAUCCCGACGAUGAACCCGACCCGAGCAUUUUUGAUAAUAUACGUGCGCCGGAGCUUAAAUAUUCUUUCAUUUAAAAAUCUUCACAUAUCAUUAUAGCAUGGAGAAAAUAAAUAACGAAUAAAAUU
Monomorium pharaonis (pharaoh ant) is the source of this 1727-nucleotide messenger RNA. RefSeq names its product adenylate kinase 8. Bases 234 to 1676 code for a protein of 480 amino acids. NCBI's taxonomy places the organism in Eukaryota, Metazoa, Arthropoda, Insecta, Hymenoptera, Formicidae. Gene Ontology annotation, biological process: nucleobase-containing compound metabolic process. Gene Ontology annotation, cellular component: cytoplasm. Gene Ontology annotation, molecular function: AMP kinase activity; ATP binding. The transcript is spliced from 11 exons. The record is from RefSeq and is a predicted model, not a curated record.